CAUCGGCAUUGUCAAGCGGCUUUCUGCUAAAAAAAAAUGUAAAAAGUUUGCGUGCUUUCGCUAGUUGUUUUGCGGCCGAGAAUAUUUUCACUCCUACGGCUUCCUAAUGCGUUGAAGGACGUUGUGUACUACGCUUGUUUAGAGUUCAUCGAGACGUAUGUAGAAGCCGCUGACCUAUUUUUUGUCUCGUGUAUGAGUGCGUUGUGCGUCAGUGAGGCUGCUCUCAGCCUGCUGUGCUCGCAUGGCUUUGUCCACGGGCGUCUGUAUUUAUUUGUAACAUUUUGCUCAUUCAUCGAUGCUUUGUACGCGUAAUUCGGCCCCACUCGAGCCCGCUCACAUGUUUUCGUGUCAGCCAAACUGCGUCAUGCCUCUUAAAGUCGUCCUAAAGAAUUUCCUCAACCACUUUGAAACUUUGGAGGCGCGCAAGAAACUAGGGGACGACCUUUUCGAAGCCGAGUUUCAGAGUUUGAAGGAACUUACAGAACGCCUCAAGCAUGAUCCUGAAUAUGCUUGCAACGAAGGGCAGAAGGAAGUCAACCGAAAGAAGAACAGAUACAAAGAUAUUCUACCGUAUGACCUGUCGAGGGUUAUUCUAUCCGAGUAUCCUGGAGUGCCCGGUUCCGACUACAUUAAUGCCAACCUAAUUAAGGGUGCGAGCGGUUCCAGAGCCUACAUAGCAUCCCAAGGGCCACUGCCGACGACGGUCAUGGACUUCUGGAGGAUGAUCUGGGAGUGUGAGGUGCAAGUCAUCAUCAUGGCUUGUAAUGAAAAGGAAUCUGGAAAGUAUAAAUGUGAACGAUACUGGCCCAAUGAAGGAGAGAAGAAACAGUAUGGCAAUAUCACGGUUGAGUUGGUCAAAUGGAAACAGGUCUGCCCAGACUUCUUGCUCCGCACGCUGCGUGCUCGCUGCGGCACUGAAGAGCGCACCCUCUGCCAGUUCCAUUACUGGUCGUGGCCUGACCAUGGCGUUCCGACCUCUGUGGGCCCCAUUGUGGACCUGGUUCGGCUGGUGCGAGACUGCCAGGCCUCGGAAGCCUUACCUGUGCUCGUUCAUUGCAGUGCUGGAUGUGGAAGAACAGGAACUAUUUGUGCCAUUGACUACGUCUGGGGUCUAAUGAGAGUUGGGAAAUUGAGCGAUUCCUUCAGCUUGUACCAGAUAAUCCGAGAGAUGCGAAUGCAGAGGAUUGCCAUGGUACAGACCAAGGAGCAGUAUGUGCUGGUUCAUCGCGUGGUGGCCGCCCUCUUCGAGCAGCAGCUGAGGAUAAUAGAUAGCCACACUUAUGAAAACCUUGACGAGGAUGGUGAACCACUUCUGGGGUCCGGCGAAAACAUUCAAAGCAAUGACAAAAUCUACGAAAACCUCGAUGACCUUGGUCUGGAAAACAGGAGCGAAGAAAAGCAAAACGCCGAAAAUGAUGAGAAGUGUGAUAAAGAAAAAGAAGUGACUGCUGGCAGCGAAGAGUCAAAGGCUGCACCAUCUCAAGAAACCGUGCCCGUGUUGGCUGGCACCGAGGAUGCUUCCCAGAGGCAGGCUCGAGCCAACCGUUCCAUGUCGUGGAGUCCCGAGCCCAACUCCAUUGCUACGUCAUCUUCCGCGCUGUCAUCCUCUGAUGCAAGGGGAGGUUCUCGUAGUUCAGUUAUUACUGACGACGAAGAUAGCCAGUCCUGCAAGGACGACCCUGUGCAAACGAAAAAGAGCCUCAGCAAGAAAAAAACGGCUGAUGAGCAAGGAAAGGCCUCAACUCUUAGCCGUGUUCGAAGCCUCUCGGCAACUAACAUAUGCCUGGAGGGAUCGCCUGGCAAGGCAGAAGCAGCAGACAGCUCGGGAAAGAUUGUUGGAAAGGCAACCGUCAUCCGCCGUCCCAGCAUAGCAAGGCUUAAAGCUCUCUUUGAGAAGUCUGACUCUGACGACAUCAGCGGAGGAGAGGCAAGCAGAAGGAGGCCUGUGUUUAGAAGCUACAGCCAGAGAGUCGCACCACGACGGCCGUCAGUAGCACAAGUACCAGACGGCGUAGAAACACCGUCUGCAUCAAAGUUCAAGCCGCUGCUGUCAAAGCGUAAAAGCCUCGGUCCUUCAGCUCGAAAGGCAAAGGAGUUUCGAGACCAAGAGAAGAGCCAGAAGCAACUGGGAGCAAGUUUAGGCACAGCUUCAAAGAAAGAGAACCAGACCAGCAAAGCUGAGCAGUCUGUGCCUGCAACCGUGACAACAACAAAGGUCUUGACUACACCCAUGCAGAUGGUGAGCUCCUCGAGCGAAGCAGCCGCAAUGCCGCAGAACCUUGCAACAAGCUGGUAUGGGGACAGCAGCGAAGUGUGGGAGAAGAACGUUCUGUACAAGUCCUUCAGCAGCUCCAACCUCGCCAGUCUCAACUCGCACAACAACAACAACGCACCAGGCUCGAAACCACUCUCUGAAACAUCAAGGAACUCAUUCUCCAGCAGCAUUUCAUCCAAACUGGGUCAGAAAUGUGAUUUGCCGCCGCAGCUACCGACAAAGAAGCGAACAGUGCAGACCCUGUAUGCGCCUAUUCCGUUUUACGCUGUCAACGCAGCGAGGAAGUCUCAGACGCUCCCUGCCUUGGCAAGCGGCGCUGAUGGCGUGCAGCCCCAAAAGGUCGAAUCUCGAGGAAGCAGCAUUUACGAUUUCCUCCCACGGAAGGAUGACAAUGCACCUCCCAGGCUUCCGCCAAAGACAAAACUGACAAAGCCACAACUGCAUGUCGUCCCAAUAUCGGCUCUGAACAACACUUACGUAAAUGUUUCAGACAUGGUUUUGGCAAGAAAUGAACUUAUGUCUCGCUUGUCUGACGGCCGUUACAUGAACGUAAGCCUCGAAGCAAAGGAGAACAUGAAUCGGAUUGAAAACGUAAUAAGGCAACAUCCUCGAGGAGCCAUUAUUGAUCUCACGUCGCGGAAGUCGUUCAACGAUCGCAUUGCUUCCGGUUCCAUUUCUAAGUAUGAGCAGGUAUGGGAUGGAAAGACGUUUGUGAAGAGAGACCUGAACAGCAACGAAGUGGAGGCCGGAAAGGGCACGGUUGCUGGCCGCCCUGUCAAGAGUGAAGAAGACUCUCGUCUCGUUGCACGAAGAGAUGGUUGUGAAAGCGGCGCAGCUAUGGACGACUCUGUCUCUGCCAACAAGGAGAAGUCAGCUACUCUUCCGUCCGCUUUCCGAACGCAUGCCAACCAGAAAGAGUUGCCACGGCAGAAUGUGGGGCAAGACCCGUUAGUUGUGUCUUCAUCAGACAUGGACACUUCAGACAUCUACACAACGCAUGACGAACGAUCAGGCACGGAGUAUGACACCCUCUUCGCAGAAUCUAGCGAUGCUACAGAGACUGAUGCGCCGUGUGAGAAAGAUGCAAGGUGGAAAGGCUUUUUAGCUCUCCAGCCUGGACGUGCGCAGUCGGUGCCUUUGCACAUGGCAAAGAACAUGUCAGGUUCACAUGGCAAUCAGCAGCACAUAGUUAGGAUACCUGAUACGGAAGUAAAGCGCCCGCUGCCACCCUACGAGACCAUCUACCCGGUGCAACCUGGCUUUAUUGGCAGCGGCGGCAGAGCCCACUACUUCACCAGCAACCCCCCUCCAAAGCCACCACGCACUUACGGCUACUGGGGCACCAAGUAUGAAACCGGGCGUUCUGGCAAUGCAACCGUCGGUUCCCCGAAAAAAACGUCUGAGAGCAUUUACCAAGUACCACCUCAACCCAGAACAACGCCGCACAUGAUAUCUAGGCCACUACAUCGGCUGCCACCUUCCUGUGACCCGAUGGCCCACUCAACGUCAUCAGUGCCAAAUUUUGGUUCGGUUCCCUUUGCUCCCGUGUACCAUCCACGCCAAGGCGUGUCUGCCAUUAGAAGCCCAGAUUACGAAAAUGUGUAUGCCUGCCGCUCUGCCUUGGCAGAUGCACAAGCUGCGACGAGACAGCAAGGGACACGUAUUGUAAAGCACCACUCCGAGUACCGUCCCCAGAUCAGGGUUCCCCAGCAGGAGUCCACCGAAGUUUCGAAAACGGGCAAUUCCAUGCCUGCUGCCAAGCUUCCCCUACAGCACUCAUUCUCAGAUGCCAGCAUCUACGAAGCGGUUCGAGGUUCGCUGUCCCAUCAGCAGCAGGAGCAGCAGAGACUGGCUGAAAUUCAAGCACAGUACGCAGUUGUAGUUAAACCGAAAAAAUCGGGACUGCAAAAGAGCAAAACUGUGGUCUCGGAAAGUGCACUCCUUGGACCGUCGGGACCGUCCGCACCCCCGCGAUGCCGGCGUCAGCCGCAGCCAGAUUCUACUGAUUCCUCAGAUGGUGCCGGCUGCAAGCUGGAGAAACAAAGUGUUCCUGAUGAUGUCGCACAGGUCCAUGUGAAACCGAGCAAGAAAGGAGCAAGUUCUGGAAGCAAAAACCAGUCCAAGGAAGGAACCUCAAGCGGCAGUGAGGGCAGCGGCUUUUCGGGCACGCUGAGCAAGGCCUUUGGGAGGCUGAACCCUUUUUACAAGGGGAACUCUGGAACGUCAGAAGAGGCAAAGAAAAAGACUCCAGCACAGCCUGCUGCUACAGCAAGUCCCAAGAAACCUGAUGUCCCUAAGAAACCAAGCAACAUCGCCAUGCUGCGAAUGUCCAAGAAAAGGCCUGCACCGCAGCCAAAAGUUUCGAAGGCCCCAGACUUUUCCGAUCGCCCUCUUUCACAAGGUCCUAAUGACUCAUCAGGAUCCGAACACUGGACUCAGGUUUAAAAGUGGCUGUUGUGCUUGCUUUGAACAGACGUCGUCUGUUGUGCAACGAAACUCUGGUAUACAUGCAGCCUAGAUGUUCUUGUUUAUUUAAAUGCACAGUUUUUCCCAUACAAUGUUACUCUCUUAGGGAAUGUUAGCUGAUGCGUCUGUGCUUUAGUGUCAUCGUUUUGGCCCAAUACUGGGACGUAAAUGUCAUCAGCCGCGCUUGUGGUGACCUCUGGUGGCACUGUAUUCAAACGACUAGAAUGUGCUCGAACUGUCUUUUGUGUUGUUAUUCUUCUUAACAAGAAAAGGUAUUGUCUUUUGUAUCACUAUAGAAACUGUUUCACCAGCAGACAAUAGUAAAGAGCCACAAAGGCUCACACAAUUUAGUUGAGUGCAGUGCCUCUAGACGUUGCCGCUAGUGGCACAUUUCAUUGUUCUGUUCUGGCUAUUCUUUGAAAACAGUAAUGCUUAAACAUGCAAGUACCGGGCUAAACUCGAAUUUUAUUUUUACUCGACUGACUUACUAUUACCUUCGAUAAGCGCAAUUCCAGUACUGCUGCCGCCCUCUUUAGUGCGUUGUAAGGCUAAUGCGCUAGCAUCGAGCGCUUUACUUUUGCAGCAAUAAGCCUGAUUUUGUUCAAAGGCAUCGCUACUUAAUACAUUAGCUUUUUAAGCUAAUCGACACAUGUACAGCUAUCGCUGGGGUAGUUAAGGAGGAUGACCAUCGAGACUCGUCCUUCUUGUGGUGCUGAGGGAUUUUCGGUAAAACCGAAACUUGUUUUUAAUAGCACAACACAUCGCACUUUUUUUCUCGCAAGUGUUAUUUACCCUUUUAUGCUUUCAAUAUUUAUUUUUACCUUAUUUAAAACGUUUCACUUUUUACUUUUAUAACUUCGGGAAGCAGUGCUCGUUCAGAUCUAAGAUUUGCAGAGGUGUUAUUCCAGCCUGUGUUUUGCUGUCGCCAGAGCAAGCUCGUUUUGUAUGGCUUGUGCGGAGCCUUGCAUAUUUGACAUUCAGUGCGGGGCAUUUUUAGAUGUAGAAGACAGCAGGCCUGUGACACUUCUAACCCAAGACUGAUUUAUGCUUGCUCAUCGUCGGCAACGGCCUUUCUCUUCUCUGACCUUUCAGCUCCCGCACUUUCCCCAAUUCCACGUGGAAUGUGAAUCUCUGAGAGGCAGAUAAGCUCUGGAAGAUAGUUUAUACACGAAGUGGAUUGACGAUGUCAUCAUGGUUUGAGGCCACUACAGACUCUUGUCCUUGCCUUCCCGUCUCUCUUCUUUCUCCUUCCUAGGGGACAUCAGUAAAGUACUACUUCGAACAGCUCUAUGUCACUUUUGCAUGGGUCAACUGUCUUUGAGACUUUUCUUUUCUCCCAGGGUCUUUAAGUUUCUUUUCUGCUAAAGCCUGUCAUUUGUAGGAAUUGUUCCCAUUCAGGAUUGCAGGAAGUUUCCAUUCAACAUAACACUGCCCGUUUCACCACCCUAUUGUGUGUGGGGUUUCAACUAGACUGGCUCCUAUGGGGAACCUGCACAGAGAGCUUUCCACGGCUGGGCGCACUGCCGCAGAGCUGUAGUCUCGCAAACAAAGGCCGCAGUUUGUAGUAGGACACAUCGUGUCUGCAUGUACGUGCACCUUCAUUUAUGUUGAGGUGCAAGUGUCUAGUGUCUAUCUGCCUAAUCCUGCACUUCCAUGCACAUUAAUGCAAAAGCAUUGGCACCGUCGGCAGCGUGCCGACACAGCCGUGAAGGCUUGUGCCAAGUUAAGGUUGCUUAAUCAGUCAGGAACCAUUCUUGCUGCCUGCCCUUCCUUAGGUUUCACCGAAGUCUUGGCAAACCAAGCGUUUCUGCAUGUAGUCGCUGCAGUGGCCAGGAACCAAACCUGUGUCCUUGAUCAGAACACCGUCAAUCGGUUUCUCUCUUCCUGUUAUUCUUUGCUGCUUUGAAUUCAGUGUUGUCAUUCUCUGUUAUAGGCUCAGUGGCGAGAAUGGUUUUUAGUGUCAUUAAGAAGCGCUGAGUGUUUUUAUGAUGAUAGUUCCUAGAAAGUAAAACCUUUGCAUGUUUUAGCUUUGCUUUUUACUUAACGCAAAGCAGCGAAUGCGGCACUGUUUUCCCAAUAAUUUAUGUUUUACCACCCUAAGUUAUUAACUUUCAUUAUCUGUUUGCGUGCACUUAUGUGGCAACUGCAUGAAACACAUUUUUGUCUGUAACUGCAACGUGCCGGUGUUCAAAUUUCACGGUGCACAGUGACCACGCCUGCUUCACUGCUCAUUUAUGUUUCUGGUCAAAGAACAACGCUCAGUUAAGUCAUGUGAAAUAUGUUUUCAAGACUAAGUUUGGCAUUUAUUUGGUGGAAGAAGGUUAUUAGCUGAGAAAAUGAAGGGAAAUGUAUCUCUGAAUUUCAUGGCCAAACUGCAGCACCUGUACGUUAGUAUGUCUUCAUGGACUUCAACGUAUUUUCACACAUUUCAAGACUAUUUCUGCUAAAAAACCGAAUGAAAACUCGCUAUGUUGGGCCAUUAGUUCUCUUAGAAUGCAGCGUAUCCCUUCUUUAUUGAUAAACUAUUGACUAGCCGUGAGCAGGUGCUGUCCAAGUAUUGCGAUGUCAUGAGUAGAUAGCACUGCAACUUAAAGCUUUAGUUUUUGGCGUCUUUUCUGGUUUACCAAGACUGCUCAUAGUAAGACUGGCAUCUCUGGUAUUCCAGAACAUAGUUUACCGUUAUUACUGGUAUGUAUUCUGGUAUUACAGAAGCAGUAUUUACUAAUGCGGUCAAACCUUGUUAUAACGAACUCACCUCCAACAUGAGAAUACCUUCAUUAUAUUCAAUAUUUGUUAUAAGCAUGUAUUCGUUACAUACUGGUAUAGGUAGGCAAGGAACAUUUUAGAUUACUUUAUUAUAUCUUUGUUUGUUAAUACAGGUUUUACUGUACAGUUUAAUGUAACAUUACUUUUUAUGUCCUUUAUUACGUAGCAACAUUUAACAGAAUCAUACGCGCUGGAAUUUUUACGUGCUUGCCUUGCACUGUUACUGAACACGGCAACAAUGUACCGAAGUUACAGCGGAAAUGCAUCUCAUAUGGUUGCCAAGAAUUUGCAUGCGUGUUUUUAAUUCAGUGUAAAGUUUUUUCUUCCCCUCAUACCUCUUCUCACACUUACAUCUUGACUGUUUGUCCGGAGACUGUCAGAAUUUGUCAUUGUGAUAGGCAGUCGAUGCUAGGCCUGUAAUGUAAUGAUGGCUAGUGAUAUGUAUAUGCCUUAAUCGACACAAGUCUUUCUUGUACAUUUGCUCGAAUGGAGAAGAAAUGUUCAUUUGUUAUCAGUGUCUGUUACUGUCAACCGAUGUUUUUGUAGUGCGGUGCUUGAACGAUGACGCUUUUUAAAUGUUGACAUGCACCUUUUUGCAGCAAGCAGUCAAACACCACUGACAUCUGCAAGCUACCUAUGGCUUGUUUUGUUUGCGCGACACUUGAGUUGUUGCGUUCAUGGAAGUCCCAAUAUCGAGCUUCACACAAUACGAUGAUCUCCUGCCUUUGUUUUUCGGCACUGUUCGCAGCUCCAGAAAAAGUCAAGGAUGGAUGUUAGAUAGUGCUAUUUUCAGAUGUACUAGAAUGUAUUUUUGAUUCAUUUUUUUUUUGCAGCAAGAUGUUCUUGUUAACAAUGUGUGUGUCUAUGUCCUCACCACCUCUACGGUAUAACUGCUAGUGGCAAAAAGAAAAAGAAAAAAGAAAACUGCGUCACGCAGAGAAUUUAUGUGAAAACAUUACGUGUCUGUAACACAAAAGAAAUUUUGAAUGCUAGUCCUAAACAAAGAUUGUUGGUGCUAUUGGGACUCGUAAAACAGCAAACAUUUUUAACUGUACUAGUGCAUUCACUGGCUGCAUAAUACCGUAGAAACAUAGCUUCGUUCUCAACACUAAGCAUUGUUAAGUACCGUAUUGUCACACUGUUUUGCUCAAGAGAACUAAUGCUUGAACUUUGAUCAUCAGCUGUGUUCACGCUAUGGAAAGGAGAUCACAUAGUUGCCUUUUUGCUUGGCCACUUACUGCCUUGUAUUUUGAAACUGCUCCCCAGGUGGUCUGGUAUAAUGAUGCUGUCUGUUCACGCUCAGUUGUUCGGAGCCACUUUUACUUAAAGAUGUGCCAAAUGUGCCAAAGUAGCAGUGCUUUGUGCUGUUUUGUUCACCACAACCAUCGUUAUCCUCUUGUAUACUAAUAUAAAAAGUUCUGGUAUAAUGCAGUGUGACCUCGCUAUAGCGAAUUCAUAUGUGACAUGAAAAUACCUUCAUUACAUCCAGUAUUCGUUAUAAGAAUACAUUUCUUGCACACUGACAUUGGGGAGAAAAUUUAGAUCUACUUUGUUAUGUCGUACAAUUCGUUCGAUGUGCGUUUGCUAUUUCGAGGUUCGGAUGUACUACAUGUUGCAGUUUUAUUGUGGUAGAUGAAGUUGGUGCUUUUUUCUGUAAUUGCCCAAAAGUGUUUACUUUUUUUAGUUCUUCGUUAAUAUUCACGAAGUGGUUGACAAAAGUGUGAAGGCCAGUUGCGGUUACAUUCUACAUCAUUUCCAGCUGUAUUGAGGUUGUUUUGAAUAGUAAGCCAGGGUGUCAGUCAAAGUUGAGAGGUGAUACAAGAGCACUCAUUAGCCAAGUGAAACCUGCAGAAACUCAUAACGCAUGGGAGUAGAUUUAUGUAUGUAGGAAGGCUGGCAGCCACCUCGAAGUGGCACAAAGCCUCCUGGUUGGUUCAUUUGGUUGAGCAACUGCUUCCUUAAAAAAGGCAAGUGGUGCUUGGUUUAUGCUCUAAACCAGAACAAAUGCUUCUUUGACUGUGAAGUUUUUCUUUCGAGGAAGCCGUCUGAAUUUUCUUCGUAGCUUCAUGCUUCUGACAGCUAAUCGACAAGCUUCUCCUUCACAAGUGAAAGCCGUUUCACUAAAACAGAGCACUUUCAAAACAAGCGAUGAAGUGACACAAUAAUCGGGUUUUGUGUUUGCAGCUCUACCUACGCACUCAACUUAAAGAAAAAAAUUUGCCAUGUAUGUACCUGAGAGGUGCGCUGCUAGCCGCGCUGUUCGCAACAAGUAGUUUUUUCUGGAGUCUACGCUGUGAAUUUGAAAGCCAGGCUCUUGUCAGUCGAUCUUUAGUUGUGAUCUGCCUUGCAAUGUGUUUUGACUCACCUGUACAGGGCGCCUUCGUCGCCACUAGUGCAAUGUGAUUAAUUGCCAGCCUACUGGAGGCCGUGCCUGGUGUUCAGUUUGCCUGGAACGUUGUGCCUUCAGUCAGGUCAACAUUGUUUACUCUCGUCAUUUCGUGUUGACGGAAUUUUCAUUUUGCAUCGUUGCAUUUUUUUUUCUUGGCUAUGAAAUCGUGAACCUGUAUGUACAUACUCAGAUAAAAUGACCCCUCCUUUUGCUCUUAA
This is a messenger RNA of Dermacentor albipictus, 10114 nucleotides long. RefSeq lists its product as uncharacterized. Gene Ontology annotation, molecular function: non-membrane spanning protein tyrosine phosphatase activity. Gene Ontology annotation, cellular component: nucleus; cytoplasm. Gene Ontology annotation, biological process: peptidyl-tyrosine dephosphorylation. Lineage: Eukaryota; Metazoa; Arthropoda; Arachnida; Ixodida; Ixodidae. The record is from RefSeq and is a predicted model, not a curated record.